UAUCUUUAGUCACUGCAGUGACUACAAUGACUACUAGUCACUGGUCACUGUAAAUGCAUAUAUAAAUAUACGUGUUUGUUUCAAGUAGCUGACAAGCAUUUAAGUCAUGGCUCAAGGAAAAUUAAAAGUGAAAACUAAAGUGCCCACAUCGGCAAAAGGAAAAGCUAAGAGUAAAAAUAAAAAUCGUCUUCCUAUCCAGCGGCGGAACAAUGCACCUAUACAGCCAAAAAAGAAGAAAUUUGAAGAGGCACACAAAUUGAAGCAAAUGAUCAGUAAAACAGUUAAUAGAGCAAUGGAGAAUGAGCUGAGAGAAAAAGCUUUAGGUGGGAAAAUGUCUCUUGUAAAAAAGGAAUCUUCUACAUCCCAGAAGAAAUAAUUACGAAUAGUUUAUAUGUUAGUAUUAAUAUUAGUUUAGGAUAUUUGUAUAUAAAAUGAUUGUUAUUACAUCUAUUUAAUGACAUUUAUUUCAAACAAAUAUAACACAGUGAAUAUCAUUAGAUAGAGAAAAUAGUAUUACAAAGUCUUAUACAAAACUGUAAUAUUUAUAAUGUUUAUUAAAAAAAACUAUCACUGUUAAGGAAAGAAUUAUUUUAUUGUUUUCUAUAGAUAUGUUGUAAUUUAUCUAACAUUUGGUUUUAAAAUAAAGAAAUAUGCAACAAGGAG
This is a messenger RNA of Osmia bicornis bicornis, 663 nucleotides long. RefSeq lists its product as uncharacterized. NCBI's taxonomy places the organism in Eukaryota, Metazoa, Arthropoda, Insecta, Hymenoptera, Megachilidae. Bases 107 to 376 code for a protein of 89 amino acids. The record is from RefSeq and is a predicted model, not a curated record. The transcript is spliced from 2 exons.